Molecule: messenger RNA, 669 nt
Organism: Rotaria sp. Silwood1
Lineage: Eukaryota; Metazoa; Rotifera; Eurotatoria; Philodinida; Philodinidae
Source: the annotation of a GenBank genome assembly
AUGCAUGACACAGGACGUGACAUAUUCAAUUUCGGUGAUGUUAUUGUGAAAUAUGAUACAGUCGUCGGUGAACAUGGUGUUCAACUAAGUGGUGGUGAAAAGCAACGUGUUGCCUUGGCUCGUGCUCUUGUCAAACAGCCAGCCUUGCUUUUGUUGGAUGAAGCAACAAGUGCUCUUGAUAAUGCCAAUGAAAGGAUCGUCCAAGAAGCACUCAAUCAAGCUUGUAAAGCUGAAUGCGCUCGACGUCAUGGUUAUAAAGAACUUGACGAUGAAGAUAAAUACACUGCGUUUGCUGUAUCUGGCUCAAAAUUGACUGAACGUAUUCGUGCUAAUGCUUUUGCACACCUUUUGCGUCAAGAAAUAGCUUUCUUUGAUCGUCUUGAAAAUAGUUCUGGAGCAAUUUGUAAUCGUCUCUCAUCUGAUGCGUUGGCUAUUCAGCAGAUGGCUGGCGCUCGUCUAGGCAUCGUUUGUGAAUCAAUUGCGAUGUUUGGAGUUGGUUUUGUUCUCGCAGUUUUGUUCAGUUGGCAAUUGACUUUAAUCGCACUCUGCUACAUUGUCUCUUUAUUUGUUCUUGCUUUCAUACAAAUACGUUGGCAAGCACUAUUGAAUAAACGUUCUGAUUGUAUUCUUGGAGCAGCAAGUUCGGUAAGACCAACAUUUCGAUUAUAA